This is a messenger RNA of Planococcus citri (citrus mealybug), 1629 nucleotides long. RefSeq lists its product as uncharacterized. The transcript is spliced from 4 exons. Bases 142 to 1386 code for a protein of 414 amino acids. The record is from RefSeq and is a predicted model, not a curated record. Lineage: Eukaryota; Metazoa; Arthropoda; Insecta; Hemiptera; Pseudococcidae.
UUCAUGGCUGUUUUCUGUUUUCAUAAUAAUUUUUAUCAGCAUUUUUUUUUUCAAAAAAUGAAAAUAAAUUGCCUAAAGCUGAACUUUUUAUUGAAUUUUAAGCUUUAGAACUCGAAUGAAUUGAUUUAAAUCGUCUCAAACAUGGAAGAUAAACUAUGGGAUAUCCUUCCCAAGUUUUACGAGUACAAGAUAGACACCUUUGAAGGAGACGAAUCGAACAACUUCGACGCAACUUUUAAAGUCAAUUUAUUCAACGAAAUAUCAGUCAAGAAUUGGUUAAAACAAUUCGAACAGUGUUCCCUGACUAAUUUUCGCGUUGCUAGAACAGCUCCAGCGAAACGGACGCGUGUAUUAUUCAAGAAAUAUUACCGAUGCCAUCAUAAUACUCGAGCUAGUGAAUCAGCAUCCAAAACUAAAAAGGCACACGUUAAACACACCGGUUGUGAAGCUACUUUAUUAAUAACUGUGAAUAACUCGUGUAUGAAAAGUUGUAAACAACUCGAUGUGAAACGUUUCCCCUGUACCGUGAAAUACCAUAAUUACCAUAAUCAUCCGUUAUCUAGCGAGGAAUUGCUAUGUCAUCGUAAACCUAUCGAACGAAUCGAGAACAAAAUCCGAGAACUGUUGCUGAAAAACCACACACCGGUGUCCGCUUUGAAAAUACUUAAACAAGACCUUCAACAAGAAUUCAAAGACGAGUAUUCGAAAAUCGUCAAAGAUGGCGCAUUUUGCCCAAAAUUGCAGUGGAUUUACCACAAAUAUUAUUCCAUUUUCAAGGAAAUGUACACCGAUCCGUAUAAAAUAAAGUGCUUUCCGGCAGAAUUCAUAGAAGAGUACGAAGAAAGCGAUUCCGAAAACGACGAAAGUAGUCGAAAAAAGCGAUCUGUUUCAGCUGCGUCGCGUUCUCUGAACACAAAUUCCAGUACGGUUUCGGUGAAAAACGAAGAUGUUAUGUACGACGAGUUCAUUCUAUCACCCGAAGAUGAAUUAUUACUAGAAAAUCAUCUUGUCGAAGUUUAUACCAUAGAUCAGAAUGAUUCGGCUGAUUACGAGAGUGAAGAUGUCUUCAUUCCCGAAGAAAAUAUCGCUGAUAUGCCAUUAAUACGAGAUGAUAUGAGUCCUGAUGAUCGCAACGAAUUAUUUAUAGUCGACGAUGAGAUUUGCAGGCAGAGAAACGAUGAUUUAAUGAUCGAUGAAACGGUCGUAACCGUGAAUGAUGUACAUAAUGUUGUAACUAAUCAUCACGAGUCGAAAUUGUGGAGCAGUGCUGAUGGUCAUUUGAAAAUUGAAUUGCACGAUGAUUUUAGUGAUAUACUAAAAGAGGAUAUUUUUUUACCGUCGGUCAAAGAUGAAUUGGAAGAUGCUGAAAAACUAGUAGAUACUUGAUACUCACGAAUUUCUCGUCGCUGUGAAGUAAAAAAAGACGUCCUUUGUAUUCGCAUUUUGUGAAAGGAUUUCUCUUGUACAGUGAGCUUUCUUGGCUCGUUUGUGUAUUUGUUGUGAACAUUUUAUUUAUUUUUGUCGAGGGUCGAUGUUGUUACAUUUGCAUUCGUGCAAUUCAAUUAUUAUAUUAUGGUCGAUCCGUGUCAUAUCUGUUGAAAAAAUAAUCAAUAAAUCACGUUUUCAGUA